UCAAAUAUAAAUUGAUCCGGGAUCCCAUUCCUAAAAUGAACACAAGGCUUGUUAUUACAGAGGAAGAAUAAAGUCUUGCGGGGCCCACACAAUUUAAUUCUGCAACAAUCUCUUACGGAAUCAUCGUGUCUUCUCUUCUUCCAUGGUGCAAAAUUCAUGCACACCCCUUCUUCCAUUUGGUAAAUUUACCAAACGAGGGAAGAAAACGAUUUCAGUCAAAAUAUAGAAUCCAGAAUCUCCACUAGAGUCUCGUAUAAGCGCGUAUCUUAUAGAGUAACGAUUGUCGAUUCGAUAAAUUUCAUGCCUCUCGAAUAAUCCAAGGUAAGCGGCACCCGACAAAGUUCGUACCUUUGGCCGAGUUAAACAAAUUACAUAUUAAACUCUGCAGUUGCUUAUGGCAUGGUCAUGGAUGGUUAGGACUGGAAGGACGCAUUGGCUCAGUGUUGAGAUUCAAAGGAAAGUCGGGAAGAAGAACGAGACAGUGAAACAGAGAGGGAAAGAGGUCGAAGAGCAGAGGUGCCACGUGUCAGAAGCCCAGAAAGGCGCCUGCUCCCUCCCACCCCGUUCUUCCGGGGAAGCUUUGAGUCUCAUGUCAUCAUCAUCGUCAUGUAAUGAAAUGACGAUACAAUGAAAGGAAGAAAGGGCAAAGAACGGGGGAAGGAGGCCCAAUUGUAAUAAAGCGCACAGACACUACACACACUCUCUCUCUCUCUCUCUCUCUCUCUAACUCUGUGGGUGAGACUGUCCAUCAAUGGCAAUGGUGGCUGUGGAUCACAAUCCUCCUCCGACAUAGUUGCUCCAGGCAACAACACAGCAGAGUUCGCUCUCUCUCUCUCUCUCUCGUGUCUAUUUUUGAAGCAAAGCGCCCACAUUGCUAGCUGCUGUCUGGGAACAUGACGAGGAGUAUUGUAAGGUCCCUAUAAAGGUACUGGUUGGCCCGGGAAAAACAAAAAACCGAUUAGCUCUUCUCUCUGCAUCUGCUUCGGCUCAAGACUUGAGAACUCUAGAAAUGGAAAAGGAGAAAAAAGAUGGGGCAUCGCCUCGAGGGGUGUUAGAAGCCUGCAUGAAUUGCUCGGGAUCAGUUCCACCUUCCGCUAAGAACAGCAGCGAAAAAUCUGCACCAGUUAGCUGCACAGGAUCAAAAUCACUUUCUCGAUGGGGCAAGUUCUUCAAGCUGUGGAAGAGAAGAUCGAUUAUGCGCUUAGCCUCCUUCCCUCCUCUCACCAUAACAAAGAUGUCCAAGGGAAAGAGCGGAAGUGAAAGAGAGGAAAUCCCUCCCGUACUUAGUGAGAUUUAUAAUUUCAAGUCUACCUUAGAGCACUUCAGCUUGUCUGAUCUAGCGGCUGCCACCAACAACUUUAGCCCCGAUAACUUAAUCGGGAAAGGUGGCUACGCCUACGUAUACAAAGGUCGUCUGCAAAAUGGGAAGUAUGUGGCUGUAAAGAAACUAACGAAGGGUUCUGCUGAUGAGAGGACAGCGAGCUUUCUCUCGGAGCUCGGGAUCAUAGCCCAUGUCAACCACCCAAACACUGCAAAGUUAAUUGGCUGUGGAGUUGAAGGGGGAAUGCAUCUAGUCUUUCAGUUAUCUCCGCUAGGAAGUUUAGGGUCCAUCCUUCAUGGUGUAACCGUUGCUUCUUCAGGCUCAAAGUCAAAAGUUAAGCUAGACUGGUGUAAACGGUAUAAGAUCGCCCUGGGAACAGCUAAUGGCCUGGUUUACCUUCACGAGAGUUGCCGAAAACGAAUCAUUCAUAGAGAUAUCAAGGCUGAUAACAUCCUUCUCACUGAGGAUUUCGAGCCUCAGAUCUGCGACUUCGGGCUUGCCAAGUGGCUUCCAAAGCAGUGGACUCACCAUAAUGUAUCAAGAUUCGAGGGAACGUUCGGCUAUUUCGCCCCGGAGUACUUUAUGCAUGGGAUAGUUGAUGAGAAGACAGAUGUAUAUGCUUUCGGAGUUCUACUGCUGGAACUCAUUACAGGGCGAAAGGCAUUGGAUCACUUACAGAGAAGCGUAGUCCUCUGGGCAAAGCCUUUGCUUGAUGAGAAUGCAGUCGCGGACUUAGUCGAUCCUUCCUUGGGCGAUGAGUACGACCCAGAGGAGAUGGAUUGGGUCAUUAUGACUGCUUCUUUGUGCAUAGAGCAAUCUCCCAUUUUGCGGCCUCGAAUGCAUCAGGUUGUUGUGUUGCUGAAAGGCGACCAGGCUGCUGCAGAGGAUAGCGAGGAAUGGCCAAGGAAGUCCGUUCAGAGAACAUACUCAGAGGAGCUGUUGGACGCGCAAGAGUACAACUCAACAAGGUACUUGAGCGACCUCAGAAGGCACAGGGAGGUAGCUUUGGGUUCUUGACCCCUCAGCCUCUUUCAGUCAGCUGAUGGUAGUUUGGUAGAGUGUGGAAACUCCGCCAAUGUCUGUAACUCAUGUUGAAAAAGGAAUCAUUUAACUGAGGCUGCUUUUAACAGCAUUUGUAAGGACCGAGUUUACUUAUUGAUCCGAAGCUCGUAGGGGUCGACUGGCGUUAUUAGUGUUAACAUUAGAUCUCUAGACUCAGUAAAACCAGAUGCUCUCGAGUGCUCUGUAAAAGAACUCCGAUCCGCUCUGAGAGGGAAUUGUGACUGAAUCCCCUCUGUUGAAAUUAUGAGAAAGACACUUGGGUAAGUAACUAGACUGUUAUCUUC
This is a messenger RNA of Punica granatum (pomegranate), 2667 nucleotides long. The record is from RefSeq and is a predicted model, not a curated record. Lineage: Eukaryota; Viridiplantae; Streptophyta; Magnoliopsida; Myrtales; Lythraceae.